AUGGAAGUGGGAAACCAGAAAUCCCGUGAAACGGCCGAGGACAACUGCGACAUAAGUGAUGAAGACCUCGUUUGCGAUAUGUGCGAGAAAAAGGAUGGCUUGGUGUUCUGUGAAGGCUGCGCUUCUUACUACUGCGACGAUUGCUGGCAAAGGCUGAGAAGCCAUCGGGUAGGAGGUCAAGGAGCCAGUGGUGUCCCACACGGCAAAUCGAAACCCGAGGUCGUUCGUAUGAUCAAAGUCUCCAUGUCAGAACCACAAGACGAAGGCGACGAAAGGCAUCAGCAUAUCAAGGACGAAAACUCGAUCUGGUUUGGACUAAGCCAAGAUGAUGGUGGCGACCCGGCUUUGGCUGAUUACAGACGAUACGCCUCGAUCAUGAUGGAGAACGCUGGCGAAACGUCCUCGCCUCGGUUUCCGGGACUUGUUUCUUUCAUUGGACCUACUAGUUCCGGAAAGAGCACGCUUAUCCGACUACUCAUCGACUCAUCCAAACGAGCCAACGCAGAGAGUGCUGUCUCUGUGCCUGUCAUCGGACGCACGGAUUGCGAUACCCCUACAUCAGCUGACGUCCAUCUUUAUAUGGACCCUGAAACAGGUUCGGGGACGCGGCCGAUUCUGUUCGCAGAUUGCGAGGGAUUCGAGGGUGGUGAGCGAAGCCCUAUCGCACAGGCAGCUACGUCCGCAGUCCAAGCAUCGUCGGCUGGACGUAGGAUUCACGAUCUGCCCAAACCAAGUGGUCAGCCUUUACAAGACUUCAAGAGGGCCACCCAGGCGGUGACAAAACGAGUCAUUAGAUGGGCGUCUCGAAACUCUCAACAUCAUGAGAAAACUAGUAAAAGAGGAUAUGCUGUCUCUGAGAUGUACCCACGCAUCUUCCAUGCCUUUUCGGAUGUCAUUGUGUUCGUUCUCAACAAUCCCAAGACGAUGGAGGACGUAGUCGAGAAACUACUACAGUGGGCAAGAGCCAACUACUCCGCAUCCAUUAACAUGCCGUGCAAGCCUCAUGCCAUAAUCGCCAUCAACAAAUCCCCAAGCUCUUCCCAGAACGAGCAUUGGCUUCCGGCUCAGACGACCAAAGAAUUCUUCAAGGCUAUGGACCCUCAACUGACAAAAAACCCAACGUUCAAGAGGUACGCCGAGGAAUGGAGAUCGGCUCAGAAGCCCAUCCACAGAAUGCAGGAACUCUUCGAGCAGUACUAUUGGACAGUGACUGUCGUCAAGUUGCCAGAGAAGAGUAGAUACGCCCUUAUGCAUCAACAAAGAAACGCACUGCGUGAAGUGGUCAACGAAUGUUGCGAGAAGUCAUUUGACAAACGGCAGGACCUCGGUAUGCUGCCAGAUGUCGAUGAGUUUGGAAUGUACUUGUCUCUGGCGUUUGACCACUUCUCACAAACUCUUGAUGAUCCAUUUGACUAUGUUAAAGCAUCCAUUCAGAACCGGCCUCCGCCCAGCUCCCUCAAAGAUAACAUUUUCGAGUUUGUCCUUCUUGUUGCUGAUUUCUUCAGUCUGAAAGGCGACGUCUUCACGCUUUUCAACACCAUCACGAAAAUUCUGGCUUCAUACUUCAUGCUCGACUCAGCACGCCAGCAACGUCUAGGACAACCUCAGGAUUGGUUUGAAGCACAAUCCUCUGACCCCUCUGGAAACAAGGAGCAGCCAGUCUCGUAUCACACGAUUUGCCAAGCUGUUCUGAAGAAAUACUUCGACUUUCAUGUGCCUUGCGAGUACACACAGCCCAGUCGUGCCAUAUCACGUGGCUUUAAAUGUGAGCUGGUGCCAGCCACGCACACCCAAGACAUGUACCACAGGCAGUCACGGAAGGGGAUGGCUGCUACGACUGAAGUAUAUGCCUCCAAAGGAUAUGAACACAAAUAUUAUCCUCCUGAUAAGGAAUUCAAAUGGCACGGGACGAUUCUUGAAGACCUCCAGAACCUCUAUUCGGAGUACGUGGACCAUGGUGCCAACACGUCCGUGAGACCGCGCGAGAAGGUCGCAUGGGGCCAUCAGCUUCAGCUGAAGCAGUUCUACUCAAAGGGCCAUUUUUACUCCAAUCGAAUCUGCCUCGGCUGCAUCUUCAACCCGCCAACCUACCGACUGCGCUGUGGACACACCCUCUGCCUCCAGUGCGUUCUGGAUUUUGGCAAACCCAUACUCGGAGACGACACGCAGAUCUCAGUGGCUCAGUGCCCAGUCUGUCCCACAGAUGCACAUAAUCAAGUCAUGCGAUUGGAUCCGGAUAUAGUCAACAUCGACUUGGUCUAUUCGGGACUUCGAGUCCUUGUCCUAGAUGGAGGUGGCGUGCGUGGCAUUGAUGAGUUAUGUGUCUUGAAGGCGAUUGAAGACGAGUUGCAUGGAAUACCGUUACAGAGAUUCUUCGACCUUAUAGUCGGAACCAGCACAGGAGGCAUUUUGGCACUUGGGUUUGGGCAUAAACUCUGGUCCAUCGACGAGUGUAUCGGCAGGUUUACAAGCCUGGUGCGCGUGGCCUUCACUGCGAGACCGGGUCAGAAGUACGAGGGUCUCAAGUAUAUCGAGCAGCUAUUCCGCCAAAGCAAAUACAGGUCGGGCCCACUUCGGGACGCUCUCAAGUGCUCCUUUGGUCUCUCGCCACUAUUUGCUCCCACUACUACUCCAGUCGAGCCAGUAUCGGACUUCAGCAGCCUCCAGUCAACGGAUUCUGACAGCCUCCGGGUGCCAAGGGAUCCUGUCAAGGUUGCUGUAACUACAGUCUCCGAAGCUGGAAAAAGGGCUUACCUGCUGUCCAACUACAAUGUGGGAUCACACUGUACCUCGGAUGGCUCCAAAACGCUGCAGUACUCGCGCCACAGACCUGCCACGGACCAAGAGGAAUUCCUCGUCUGGGAGGCUGCUCGAGCGACGUCAGCGGCCCCUGGAUUCUUCAAACCCUUCGAACCUGAUCAUUUCAGUCCCUCAACUCAAUUCAUGGAUGGAGCGCUCCUCCACAAUAACCCGAUUCAAAUCGCCAUUGAGGAGGCUCGGCGGCUGGCUAUCGAACGAAAUCUGCACGCCAGGCCAGACAUAGUGCUCUCCCUCGGCACUGGCCAGUCGAAGGACCAGCCCGCACCCGAAGACUGGGCCAGGGACUUUGGAAGCUCCGAACACAUCAACAUCACUGCAAAGGUAUUGCACCAGCGUCAGAAGCUCUCCUUGUUGCCAAUGUUGUUCACUAUAGUCAAGCACCAGUUGAAGAUGAACCUGGAUUGCGAGAAGCGAUUUGAGCAAGAGCCACCACUUCUGGACGCUGUCGACAAGGUCGAUCUGAUGCUGAACAACACGCGUGGUUGGACUCAGCGCGAAGAGGCAAAAGCCCAGAUCCAUGACAUCGCCUGCAAGUUGGUGGCGAGUAGUUUCUACUUUCAACGGAUUGGUGGGCCAGGCAAAGCCCAGGGUCGAGGAUCGCCGAUCCAACUCCGAGGGACCAUCAAGUGCCGUCUUACCAAUACCUCCGAGGUGAUGGCUCUGGGCAGGUUUUUCGCAAAGUGCUCUCCGGCUCCGACAUUCGUAUUGAUCAACUACGCGAGCACGGACCAGGAAGUCAUCAUCCCAGUCGACGUUAUGGAAUCUCAGGGUCAUUUUGGCGGAGUGGAAGUGAGACUUACGAUACCCGGCGAGGAUGCAGUUGCAAGUAUCGAGUUGAAGCUUGAACGGCCAGAUGUUAAGAAUCGGCGUCUGUUCCGCUUGAGUGGAUUUCCUAGGAAACUGGUUAAGGAAGAUUACAGCUCCAUCCACCUCUUUUCACUGCCUUACCCUAUUGGCCAUGGAGACAAAUUGAUACAUCCUGAGGUUUCGUGCGGCUUUGUUGUGCUGACCAAAAGGGUUGCUUUGGAGCCCAGCGGAUAUCUCUAA
Molecule: messenger RNA, 3867 nt
Organism: Diaporthe amygdali
Lineage: Eukaryota; Fungi; Ascomycota; Sordariomycetes; Diaporthales; Diaporthaceae
Exons: 9
Coding region: 1-3867 (1288 amino acids)
Biological process (GO): arachidonate metabolic process
Cellular component (GO): membrane
Molecular function (GO): zinc ion binding
Source: RefSeq, a predicted model, not a curated record